UAUCACGUGAUAGGCAAAAUGGCGACAACACCAAAAGAGAGAUUUGACGCUGCAGUCAAAGUUAUUCAUGGUUUGCCAAAAGAGGGGCCCUUCCAGCCUUCGUAUGAAAUAAUGUUAACAUUUUAUGGGUUGUAUAAACAAGCCACAGAGGGAACUUGUACAAAACCAAAGCCAUGGAGCUGGGAUAUAGUAGCUAAGAAGAAAUGGGAUGCCUGGAACAAGCUUGGAACUUUGACAAGUGAUCAAGCCAUGGAUCUCUAUGUUGAAGAACUUAAGAAGAGUAUUGCCUUGUCCACAAACAAGUGGAACACAAUGGGUGACAAGGAUAAAAGGAUUGUGGAAGCCAUGCCACAAGAAAAGCCUGUACGAGAUUUUAUGUCGACCAUUGGAACAUUUUAUGAAUUGAUAGAUGAGAGGUCUCCAUUUGAGGAUGAAAAGCGUUCUUAUGACCAUGCUAAUGGUGAUACAAAUAGAAAUGUCAUACAGGCAGAUAUAAGCAAUGGAAAUGAAAUGGCAAUGAACCACUCCAUGUUGAUUGAUCCUCUUCUUAAAGAUCUAGUCAAACAAGACAUCAAAAUGAAUGGAAUGCCUAGAGGUUUUCAAGACAAGGAUUUUGGUGAAGAUAAACCAACAGAAUCAGCUUUAUCUCUAGUAGAUUCAGAAAGAGAAAACUGGGACAGAAUUUCUAGUAUAAAAAAUGCUCAGGACCAAGAUAUCAAUGGUGGUAUGAAUGGUUUCCAUGACGAUCAGGAGGACGAAGAUGAAUCGGAAGUACACACUCCAGAAAUCCAGACCCAAAACCACACUAGGAAAAAUAGUGAAAUGCUUUAUGAUAAUAUAGAGCAUCCAGUUAAUGGUGAAACAGGGACAGCUGAUACAGUGCCCUCUAAUGACAGACUUACAAGUGAGAGUGAAAGUGAUGAUGAGUUUUGUGACACAUCAGAUCAACCAUCUCCGGAGGAGUUGUCUAGAAUGACCUCUAAAGAUCAACAAAUGUCAACACCAUUAAAAGGAAAUUUACAAAAUAAUAGACAGAAAUAUGUUCAUUUUAGUGCUAAUCCAUCAUUACGAACUGAUGUUGAAGUAGAUCAACAGACAUUUUCACCAAUUCCAAAUCGUUUACAUCGAGAUGAUAUAUCAAUGUCACGGAACUUCCCUUUUGGAUUAAAUUUUCAACAGAAGUCCCCACAUGAUAGUUUAAUUGUUCACGGACCAUCGGAAGAUUCAUUAAAUGUUACAGGGCUUAGUGAAAUAGGAAGUGAGAAUUCAAAUUCAUCUGCACAAUCAAAUAGUUUAACCAAAUCUGAAGUAUUAAUGGAAGAAAAUAUAAGGACUUGUGGUGGUGGUCAGAUUUCCCCACCUGGUGGAAGUUCUAGUGGGAAACUUCCUAGUCAGGGAUCAUACAGCUCACAGGGUUACAGACCAGUUGAAGGUUAUGGUUUUUAUGAUGGCUUCCCUGUUGAGGGAGGACAGGGAGGGGAAGGAGGAGGAGGGAGGGACCCUCGAUAUCCACCACAGAUGUUUGGAUCAGUCAAUGAACAGAUUGCUGUCACAUUAAUGAGGCUUCAGCAAGAUAUGCACACAGUAUUACAAAGACUUGAUAGCUUAGAGGCUGUUUCUAGGCAACAGAGAAAAGCUGAACAAAGAAAUUCAAUUUUUAUGUCCAGUUGGUGGCCUUUCCCUAACUUAACAGGGAAGACAUUUUUGUUCGUUGUUAUAUGGCCUAUGUUUGUAUACUGGUUAAUGUCAAGAAGGAGAAGAAGGACAAAUUAAGAAAUUCAUAUUGUGAGAGAAUAUUGUUACCUCAAAAAUGGACAUGCACGAAAGAACGAGUCAGCUUUAAAUUACACUGUCGACAUUACAAAAUUAAAAGCUGUAUGUUAAGAUAAAGAAACUUUAAACCAUUUAGAUGAUGUUUAAUAUACUUAAUUUUGAUAAAUAUUCAGAUUACUUUAUGUGUGGCUAUUAAAAGUGAAACAAAAAUUCAUGUUUGCAUAUUGUAAAUUACAUGUAGUUAAUUUAUAGGGAUCUUUUAUUUUGGCAUUUAUUUAUUUUUUAGAUUAUCUGGACUAUCUUUUGUUGAUGUGUUCAGAUAAAAAAUAAUCUAGAUUUUACAUAUUCAGGACAAUUCAUAUUUACGUUAUUUUUGGCUUUAUAAUUCUAUGCUGGCUAUCAAUAGUUGCUAAUACUAAGCAUUAGACAAAAACUCUAAAUCAGAGAUGUUUUAUAGUCGAUUUCCUUGUUCUGGUUGGCAUGGAGAAAUUGGUAUUGAUUUGAAUGGCAUUUACGAAUGGUUGUGUUUACAAAUACUUAAAAAAAAAGAUUGCACCUUAAUUUUAUUGCUUGUAAUGUUAAUGAACAUAACUUUUGAAAGUUUUUUUUACAAUCGUUUUAUUUGAAAUGACGAAAAUCAGGCAUACAUGUAGAUUAUAAGAUGUGUAUACAACUUAUGCAUAAAUCAAAAUCUUAAAUGACUGAAAAUGGUGAUAGUUAAUUUAUGAAGAUGAUUUUCUAAAUAUUAUUAAUUAUAGUAUUUGUUUACAUCCAGAAGAUACUAGGACAGCACUGAUUUGCUUCAUACAGGCUAUACUCUGCAACAGUGGCUGAAAAUGAAAAUCAUGGGAAAUGUCUUAAAAAUACAUAUAUCAUAACAGGCCAAUUGCUAUAUGAAAAUUUUUUGUUAUUCACUCCAUAACUUAUGGGAAAUUCCUUAAAAGCAUGUAUAUCUUAACAGCAUAAUUACUAUAUGAACAAUUUUUGUUAUUCACUGCAAGAAUUAUUAGUGUUAUAAAGAUCAUUGAUUAUUCCAAUGUGUUCAUUUUACAAAUACAAUCAUAACCAGAGGACAUGAUGAGUGUGUAUUGCAUGUAUGUUUAAGAAUGGAAUUAUUUUUUAAAUUAUUUUGUUUUGAUUGUAAAGUGAAUAAUUCAAGUGAAGAAUAAAUGUAUGUCAGAAAAUUAGAAAUGUAAUAAGAAAGUUGUAAACCGAUAAGCAAAAUGAUUAUUUUGUCUUUUUUAUGAAUGUUCAGAGAACAGGUACAUUUUGUUCAUAUUUGAGGAGCUUUUCAAAUACAAUUUUUUUUUUACAUUUGACCUUAUAUUCUAUCUUUUCCAUGAAUUUAACUUUUGUAUAUCAGUAAAUAGUACAAAUGUUAUUUAAGGAAUGACUGUUAUGCCUUUUCCGUCUAUGAAAAAUGUGAUGCACACUCAAUAAUCUGCACAGCGAGUUAUUUUAAAGUGUGCACCAUAUUUUUUAUGUUAUUUUGAAUAGACAGAAAAAAAUCUUACAGUUAUUACUUAUAAGGUUAUUCUCAAUUCCAUUUUAAACCGGAGUAAACCAUGAAAAAACGUUGAUGACAUCACUGUCACAAGACUAAAUUAUGUCUAUGAGCUGAUAAUCUGAUAAAACAACAUCAACCAAUCAGAAGACACUUUACAUCAACAAUUAAAUUAUUCAAAUUGAAUUUUGAUUAAGGUCUUCACUGAUUUGCUUUAGAACAUAAACCGUAGGAUCUAAAUAACUCAUAAUCUCAGCUUUGUCUUUUACCUGAACCUGUACAAAUGUGUCUACAAUUCAAUGUGGUAGUUAUAUUUUACAUUAUGGUGAAUACAGUUUUACUCUUAAUCAUUUAUAAAGCAUCUCUGAAGAUUAUGGCUCAUUAUCUGCUUCAAAUUUAUUAAAUUUAAAUAAUAUAGUAUACAUUUUAGAUCAGUGUUAUAAACCAUAUUUUAUGAAGACUGAUCUUAACAGAUUGUGACAAUAGCCACAAAACAAAUGUAUGAUUGAAAUUGCAAUAUCUUUUUAGGAUGGAAGUGAUGAUUAUUUAUGUUCAAUUUUGUAUAAAGAACCAAAUUUUAUUUUAAUGAAUCUGUGAUAUUUUUAUUGAUUUAUUUUAAAACAAAAUAAAUGAAAAUUUAUUGUUCUGAA
This is a messenger RNA of Mytilus trossulus (common blue mussel), 3927 nucleotides long. RefSeq names its product acyl-CoA-binding domain-containing protein 5-like. Gene Ontology annotation, biological process: fatty acid metabolic process. The transcript is spliced from 12 exons. Gene Ontology annotation, molecular function: fatty-acyl-CoA binding. NCBI's taxonomy places the organism in Eukaryota, Metazoa, Mollusca, Bivalvia, Mytilida, Mytilidae. The coding region runs from base 19 to 1773 and encodes 584 amino acids. The record is from RefSeq and is a predicted model, not a curated record. Gene Ontology annotation, cellular component: cytoplasm.